UCCCAGCCCAGCGUUCACUGUGAAUUUCAAGACAUAUCCCUAGCAUUGUAUCAUAAUGCAGAUUUACGAACAUCCCGCUACCAGUCCUAUCCUACGGAAGGCCUUGAAAGCCUUGUUGCCAUACAGCAUCAAUUUGAUAUAUCGUUCGCAGCACCCUAGCCGAACAGAAGACGCACACAUCCUCUCAACCUUCAGCCCCUCAGUUACCAAGGUCCCGCAAUGCUGGGCAGCAGCCUACCUCGAUCGCUCCAUGCGUCCAGAAACCGAGCUUUGGAUCUUCGCUGCUGGGGAAAAACCACAUCAUCAUAGCAGUGCAACCCAGGAUUUUUGCAGUACUUGUAAGCGGGCCGUUCUAUUAAUCUUAGACUACAUGGCAACACUGUCUAUCCCGCCAUUACAUCCCAACAACAUUCCCGCUCUGGAACUCGCCAAACAGCAUGAGAAAGAACACCCAACUCCAAGACCUGAUGGAUCAUACGCCUUGUCAACCGGGACGUACAUGCGGCACCUUUUGGAACCCAAAGUCGUCACGUUGGGAUGUUGUCACCGCGCCGUUGUGCAGAUAUGUCGCGAAGUCGGCAUCCUGCGGUUUGAAUUUCCAGGCGUAGACGCAGAGUUGAACAAAUUCAUUUUCGAGAUCACCGAGUUACCGGAGACGAAAGAGCUGCCAAAGGGUUUACGGUGGGGUGAAAUGAGGGAGCAUGACAUCGCUGUGGUUAAGGAACGUACAUCUAUUCCGCGUUCGACAAAAACGCUACUAUCAUUGAACAGUGUGGGCGUAUUUGAAGAAGAGAUGGAUACACCUGUGGCGUGGGCGUUCCUCGGGCUUGAUGGGUCACUUACUGCACUUCACACGGAAGAGGGAUAUAGGGGUAAAGGCAUAGCCAAGGCAGUUGCGGCGAAGAUUUUCCGACAGUAUGCGCCUGGCCUGGCGGUAAAUCAGGAGGGCAAUGCUUAUUCACAUGCAGAUGUCUAUGUGGGAAACCUGCAGAGUGAGAGUGUCUGUAGGAGCUUGGGAGGUAAACCAAUGUGGAAGUGCUUCUGGGUUAGGAUAAAUCUGGAGAAGGCUAGAUCACUUGCGAAUAGUGCAUAACGCAGCGUUGAGUUAGAGUGCGGUUAAAGCGCAGCGCACGAGUAGUGUCUAAAACCUGUUUGACAGUCAGUUUCAAAUCCAGCCAGGCUUCAAAGUUGACAACGUCCAAUAUUGGAGAGUGCUCAUUAAAAAAUUAGAGUGUUGUUGUUGUUGUUUUUGAUCCUCAUCGAGGGAUCUCAGGGUUAAAAAGAAAUAAUCAUAGCAGUGGAGGAGCAAAAGAGGGUCGAGCUUACCUGAAAGUCAACUAGACACCGUUGCUUGUAAAAGCAUCACGGAUAUAGCAUGUC
Molecule: messenger RNA, 1380 nt
Organism: Cucurbitaria berberidis CBS 394.84
Lineage: Eukaryota; Fungi; Ascomycota; Dothideomycetes; Pleosporales; Cucurbitariaceae
Exons: 1
Coding region: 56-1093 (345 amino acids)
Molecular function (GO): acyltransferase activity, transferring groups other than amino-acyl groups
Source: RefSeq, a predicted model, not a curated record